Cercospora beticola is the source of this 480-nucleotide messenger RNA. The record is from RefSeq and is a predicted model, not a curated record. Lineage: Eukaryota; Fungi; Ascomycota; Dothideomycetes; Mycosphaerellales; Mycosphaerellaceae.
AUGAUUGCAGACACGAGAAGAAUAUUCGUACGUCUGCCUCGCAUCCGGUGUACUUUGCUUAACACUCCUGGCUUCUGGUCUACGAGAUGGUACCCUACUCGACCAGGAGGAAAUCAACUCGCGUCCAACACCCAUCUCGGGACGCCUUUUCAUACUGAUUCUUUACUUCGACGCGACUGCGACUGGGGCCGUCCUUGUCAAUGUGUUGAUUGCCGGGAAGAAGCCGAGCAACGAGAAAACGAACGCAGAGAAGCUGCUAGAGUACCGAUAUGCCAAGUCUGCGAAACAUCCCCUACAGCGCAUGUAUCAUUUGGAGAUCCGGUGUGGGCAAUUGGCAGAACUGGCUAUACUUCCUUCUGUGCUGAAUGCUGGAAGAAAGCUGCUGAGAAAAACAAGGAAAUAGAAGAAAGGAGGGAAAGAAAAGAGCAGCAGCGGAUGAAAUCCAUCAAAGGCAUGUCGAAAGCAUGUUUCAGAGAGUGA